GCUUUUGCACGCCAGAGGGAUCCUUUGACCUGAUCUUCAUCACCGCACGUUUCGUUGGUCUGGAUAAAGGAUAGCCAUGGUCAUACAACAACCCGUCGGUCAGAUCAAGUUGACGAACGUCUCCAUCGUGAGGCUCAAGAAGGGGGGCAAACGGUUCGAGAUCGCAUGUUACAAGAACAAAGUCCAAGAAUGGCGCAACGGCGUUGAAAAGAACUUGGAUGACGUUCUACAGAUAGGAAACAUCUUCGUGAACGUAUCAAAGGGCGAAGUCGCGAAGAACAACGACCUUCAGAAGGCGUUCGGCACCACAGACCGGGACGAGAUCGUCAAGCAGAUCCUCCAAAAAGGCGAGGUUCAAGUCGGCGAAAAAGAGCGGGAACACGACCUGUCCUCCCUCCGACGCGAGAUCGCGACGCUCGUCGCCGAGAAAUGCGUCGAUCCCACCACGCAGCGCCCUUACCCCUCGGGGAUCAUCGAGAAGGCGAUGACCGAGGCCGGAUUCAGCGUCAAGCAGGACAAGAGCGCGAAGUCGCAGGUGGGCGCGUGCCUGAAGGCGAUCCAGGCCGGGUCGGCGCUGCCCAUCCAGCGCGCGCGGAUGCGGGUCCGGGUGAGCGUUCCCGCGAAAGAGGCGGGCGAGGGCGAGGGGAGUUUGAAGAGCAAGGUGCUCGAGGGCGCGGAGAAGGUCGAGAGCGAGGAGACCGGCGCGGAUGGUUGGGACGUGGUCAUGCUCAUCGAUCCGGGCCAGUUCAGGGUGAUCAACGAGUUGCUGCAGAAGCACUGCAAGGGUAAGGGUCGGAUAGAGACCCUGACUUUUGCGGCGACGUCCACGACCAGCUGAACUCGCAGCACAAGCCCGAGAUCUUGUCGUAUCUUCCGAUGUAUUUUCUGAUGUAUUUCUUAGUCCGUGUUUCGGUACAUCCACAAUAGCAUUAACGUUACAAGACGAGGAAAACAUGACAUUGGCUCGGAGAUCGCGAUAUGCAAGGCCAGCAGGGGAUAAGAGCGCUCGGGGCCUCCCAUGUUAGGGAUUAUACACUGUCACCAUGAUAGACGAACCGCGUCUUCUUGGGAUUCUCAGGCGCGGUGCGAACGUAGCGAUCGUUGUCUUCAGGACGCUCCUUAGCCGUACACGAAGCGAGCAUGCUCUGCAGCGUCACGCAUACGCUCAUCACGCUGAGAACGGGCGACCACUCAUUUCCCAGUAUCGAAGCGCAUAUAUGACCAUUCGAGUAAACGUGAGGAUGUAUAGGCGCUUUCCAGUUCUCGUCGACAACGAAUUGUACGGCCGGGGAUGAUAUCGGAUAUUGCGGCUCGAAACGGAACUUGAGCGCGAACACCUCGUCCUUGUACAGGCUCUCGCCCUUGACUUCAAUCGACAGGAACCAGGUCUGGAAGUCGUCCGCCUGAAGUAGUGUGAUACCAACUGGACAUCCGUUCGUCUUUAUAUCCGUAAGCUCCUUCGCGAGACGUUUGGACGAGAUCGGAACGGCCAUGGUCGGUGCAGGCAGC
Punctularia strigosozonata HHB-11173 SS5 is the source of this 1509-nucleotide messenger RNA. Its product is annotated as Shwachman-Bodian-diamond syndrome protein. The coding region runs from base 77 to 838 and encodes 253 amino acids. The record is from RefSeq and is a predicted model, not a curated record. The transcript has 14 exons. Gene Ontology annotation, biological process: cytosolic ribosome assembly; ribosome biogenesis. Lineage: Eukaryota; Fungi; Basidiomycota; Agaricomycetes; Corticiales; Punctulariaceae.